ACCUUGAGGGAGAUCGGAUGGAAUAUACGGACGAGGCUCCUUUACAUCCUCUAGCUCCGGCAAGGCCCUUAGUACAGCAGCAGCAGCCCUCUUAUGCAAUAUCUACACAAGCCCAGCGCAUCAACAAUUAUUGAAGCUAAAGACGGAACAUGGUCUUUCGAGCCCGUCACCAUCUUAUCCUUCUUCCGUUUCCGUCAUGGGUACUCCUGACAUUGUUAUGUCGAAUGAUGAUUCUGAGGAAACUAAUGGUCCUUCGUCAGGAAGCUCUAGUAAUCGUCGUGUAUCAUCAGAUGUCAAUAUGGCUUCAACUGAAGGAUCAAAUAAUAACAAAUCGUCCUCAGACGCGCCCGCAAUGGCAAUGGCAACGACAGGGACAGCAGCGCCAACGUCUAGACGACCCUCCUUGCGAACUAUGACGGCAACGCUUCCACGAUCUGCACUCCAAGAGGAGACCAUUGCUCUUUUCAAACAGUACCGUAACUUGAUUCCAUGUGCUAAAUGCUUUUCCCGUAACACCAUUCAGCGUGAUGGCAUGUCAGAUGGCAACCUUCGAUUUAAGUGUCGACCCCCUGUUUCUAAAAGCUUGAUUUGUAACAAGUCAUAUUCAGAGUCUAAAAUUCGCAACAUGAUCGCGGGUGUUGUCUACGGCCACUCUCUGCCAGAUCCAACUAAUUCAUCCAGUUCCACUAACGACUCUGGCGAAAAUGUCCUGGCCCUGGCGCCACCACCCAUGGUAAAAACAUCAACUUCUCGACGUGGAUCGAAAAUGGGCAGUAGCCCACGAAUCAGCUCUGAAGUGACGCCUGAGAAGCUUCAGCAACGCCUUCAACAACAACAAAGCAGCAGCAACAGGAGGGAGAGGAAGGAACGCCAGUAGUAGCGACAUCAACGCACGACCAGAGCCAUGAUGAUCAUGAGCUAUAUAAAGAUACUCAUCAUCACCAUACGACCGAGAGCCG
Messenger RNA from Lobosporangium transversale, 959 nucleotides. RefSeq lists its product as hypothetical. The record is from RefSeq and is a predicted model, not a curated record. The transcript has 2 exons. Bases 197 to 877 code for a protein of 226 amino acids. Lineage: Eukaryota; Fungi; Mortierellomycota; Mortierellomycetes; Mortierellales; Mortierellaceae.